GCGAAGGCAGACAUGGAGGAGCUGAGCGCCGUGGGAGAGCAGGUUUUUGAUGCGGAAUGCAUCUUAAACAAGCGGCAGAAAAAGGGAAAGUUGGAGUUUCUGGUGAAGUGGAGGGGAUGGUCGUCCAAACACAACAGCUGGGAGCCCCAAGAAAACAUCCUGGACCCCAGACUGUUGGCUGCAUUCAACAAGAAAGAGCAAGAAAAGGAACUUCUGCUGCUCAAGAAAGGGAAAAGGCCGAGAGGACGACCCCGGAAAAUACUAGAAAAUGUGCCCGAAGCUAAGUCAAGCAGCUCUUCAUCCGGCUCCUCAUCAUCCUCCGAUUCCUCCUCCUCGUGCUCCUCCUCUUCAUCCUCGUCGGAGGAUGACGACGACGACGACAACGACAGAAACAACGUCAAACCGGCGACGCCAGGAGUCAGAACGCGGGACCUCCACCCGGUCCCCCAGAAGAAGGCGCAGAUCGUCGUCGCCAAACCGGAGCCCCCGAAGAAGCGAAGCAGGAAACCUCCGUCGCCCGAAGCGAAGGAGUUCCCGCAGAACAAGGGGGUUCGCAAGAUCGUCAAGGGGUCCAAGGACGCCGAUGUCCCCGGGGCGAUCAAGAAGCCCGUUCACCCGGCGAGCUUCACCUUCAUGGGGUUCCAUCGGGGCUCGCCUCGGGAUGCGGUAGCCGCUCAGAGCAGGAGCUCUCUAACUCAAGGAGGGGCCGUUAAAAACUCUGUUGGACCCGGAAGGUCGGUCCAACCGGCCUCCGUAACCCUGAGCAAAGCCAGCCAGAGCAGGAAUGUCAGCGAGGGGAAACUGUCCGUCUCCGGCGCGACAAGUCUGGAUUUGAAAGCAGCUGCUGGUAAAUCAAAAGGCGUAGCGGCGUUGAAUUUGAAUACAUCCAAACACCUCAUUCAAGGAACCACUCAACACACACUAAGCUCCCCCAUCGGACAAAAGAAGGCCCCGGCCCCUGUGUCAACACCGCAGCGGACACCCAAUAAUAAACCUUCUUUACCGACUAAGAACGCCCCCGUCAAUCAGAGUCCUGGCCCCCAGCCGCUCAACCUCCAGAACAAACGGGUGCAGGGCGGAGGCGCUCCUGGAAACGUCACUGCUCCGGUGUCGGGGUUGAGAAACACAACGAACCCGGCGAGGAAAACAACCGUCCCGCAGAACCAGGAGUAUAAUCCCCCUCAGAGUCCGGCGGCACCCGGGAGACUUCAGACCAGGAAGAGCCAGCCCGGGGCGGACAAGAUCAAGGAGGCGACAGAAAUCCAGACCCCCAGAGUCCAAGGCAGGCUGGAGAAGAGCGGCGUGCAGAAAUCCUCCACGGAGGUCCAGAGCCAGCCGGAGAGACCGGCCGCCAAGGACGGCAAGAAAGCCGAAAUGAGCACGGGCGAAGACGAGAGCUGCUCGGACUCCGACCAGGACUCUCCCUACGUGGGACAGGAUUGCUCGGUGGCCUCCCAGAACCAGGACUGGAAGCCCACGCGGAGUCUGAUAGAGCACGUCUUCGUAACGGAUGUCACCGCUAAUCUGGUUACAGUCACGGUCAAGGAGUCGCCGACCAGCGUGGGCUUCUUCAACAUUCGCAACUACUGACGGGGGAAUCCAGUCGCUGCAAGCCAGAUGGGCUUUGAAGCAAACAUUUUUUGGCGUGGGGGUUUCGGUUUCUGAAGGAAUUAGAUAAAAACCUUUUUCGGCUGGAGAAUUCCUGAGGAAUGCCUCGAGGGGGGCGAGGGGGGCCGGAGGUUUAUUUGCGCUUCAUCUUUCUUUUAGUAAAAGACCAGUUUUUUAGGUUUAAAUACAAAAGGACAGAACGUCAGUUGUUGAUUGUGAUUAUUUAUUUGCUUGUGGUCUACAAAUUGUUGGAGAAACAGCAGUGGAGAAGGUGCAUGAAGCUGCAUUCUGGUCCCGACUGAUGAUCAGGAACAGUCCGAAAUGACGUCGCUACCGGGUUACUGGAGAUAAAAUAACUUAUUCAUCUGUUUAAGUGUCAAGGUAAAGCUCCAACGCCCCACAUUCAUGCUGAGUUUCUCUGUCGAUGAGGUCAGAUCAGAGGAAUGUCUUAGUGAUGGGAGUAGUAGUGAGCAGGAGGCGCAUCUUUAUGGGUAGCAGACAUUUAGCUCAUUAUGUGUCGGUGUGAAUCCAUAUCAAUCAAUAGCUAAUGUAAGCCAGUUUUUUUUAAUUCUUAGCAUAGUAUUGUUUACUUUUUAACAUUUCAUAAGUUAGCUACCUCUUUUUAUUUUGUAUUCAUUUCUCGUGGGAUAGGAAAGCCUUUCCCUCCAGGGUAUUCCAUCAUUGUGUCCUUAUCCUUGUUUUAUAUAUAAAUAUAUAUAUAUUGGACUCUCAUGCUGUAUAGACUCAUGUUAGCUCCAACAGCUUCAUUUCUGUAUCGUUCAAAAAAAAAAAAAAAAAAAAAAAAAAACCAACUCUAAUCAGAACAGCUUCCUGAGUUCCACGCAGCGUUGAACUGCUCGCACCGUUAUCGCCCUCGAAAAAAAGUUUCAUUCCACAGUGCAGCCGGUUUAUCAGCAGAGCUUUACCCAAACGGGCUGAAGCAUGUGGGGAGUCAGAUACGGUAUCUCUGCUCCUCCUCGCUUUGUUCAGAUAAGACUCGGCCCGAAGGUUUUGCUCUUCUGCCUCUGCGUCGGUCCUGUCCUUCGUUCACCCAGCAGCUCCAAAUCUUCUCUGACUUUGUAAUUAAUACGGACAACAAAAAAAACAAAACAAGAGAAUACGUGCUCGUGAUCACGGACUGUGACGCCUGACGAAGGAAUGACAGGUGUGGACAAAGCUUGACAAUAAACCGCCGCUGACCAGAUGUCGUUGUGUCUGUUGCUGCUGGUGUUUUUUAAAAAAGGAAAACGUUGAGGUCUGAAACGCCAGAUUUGGUUGGUUGUUUCUUUUGUUUUUCCUUGCAGCUGCAGACGUCUCAUUUCACCCACCUGCAUGGAGCUGCAGGCCCCGGCCUCCCAGAAAAAAAAAAAAGAAGAAGAAAAAAAAGAUCUUUAUCUGAUGUAACGGAAAAGAAACCACAACUUUCUGCUCCCUUGAGAGGAGUUCGGCAACAAAGCACUUCGACUGAACUCUUCUGUCUAAAUCCUGCUCUGCAGACUGUGCCUUUCUUUUCUCUCUCAAAGACUAAACACAGAGAGGCAUUACCCCAAAGAUAGCUAGAAUUUCAGGUAGUUCAAUAAAGGAGUUACCCUGGAGACCGGACCGUAUUGUUUUGAGACGGAGGUAAUGACAGAAAAGAGGACAUAUGUACGGAACGGACACAUAUUUGAUGCCUCAUUGAAAGGAUAGAUUCAAGAUAUUGUAGUUUCCAUUCAUGACCAGCUGAACACAAAAGGAUGAAUUCUCAUAUUACAGGUGUGAAGUGUCUUCUUGUCGAUCUGACUCCAGCAUAUAUUUGAAUCGGGCUUUAGGUAAAGUUUAGUCUAAUCAGAAUAUCAUGUAUCACUACGGGGUAACGCACGCUGUUUCUAUGAGAAAUGUUUUUUUUUUAUUGUAUCUGUUUUUCCUGAAUUAAUGAAAAGAACAAACUUGGCAUAAAUAUGUUUUUUUUUGUUAUUUUUAGUUCUACUAACCAUCUCAAUGAAAUGUUGUUCUCUUUACAAUCUAUUUAUUUCAAAUCCAGAGCCUUUCAGGGUAGGACGGUGUCGCCAAUCCUUGUAUUGUGCCACUCGUCAAAUCGACUAAUAAAUGAUACAGCCUUAAUGUCUGACUCCUUUGUUUUUAUCAAGCAACUAGAACUAA
Anoplopoma fimbria (sablefish) is the source of this 3750-nucleotide messenger RNA. RefSeq names its product chromobox homolog 2 (Drosophila Pc class) (gene cbx2). The record is from RefSeq and is a predicted model, not a curated record. Gene Ontology annotation, cellular component: PRC1 complex; heterochromatin. Lineage: Eukaryota; Metazoa; Chordata; Actinopteri; Perciformes; Anoplopomatidae. The coding region runs from base 13 to 1590 and encodes 525 amino acids. Gene Ontology annotation, biological process: negative regulation of transcription by RNA polymerase II. The transcript has 5 exons.